CCUGGGGCGGGAUGAGUAUUGCAGCCUCUUCCUGGUACGCCAUGCUCUUUGUUGAUGCUAAAUAUCUUUCAUACACAAUAAUACAUCAGUCAAAGUCGCCGUUCUAUCAUCUAUUGAAACCGCAGGUCAGCGCUGCACCGCCGCGAUGGGUUUGCUGACGAUUUUAAAGAAGAUGAAGCAGAAGGAGCGCGAGAUGCGGCUGCUGAUGUUAGGUCUGGACAACGCGGGGAAGACGACCAUCCUGAAGAAGUUUAAUGGAGAAGACGUCAGCACCAUCUCCCCGACGCUGGGCUUCAACAUCAAAACACUGGAGCACAGAGGGUUCAAAUUGAAUAUUUGGGAUGUAGGAGGUCAGAAGUCACUGCGCUCCUACUGGAGGAACUACUUUGAGAGCACAGACGGGCUGGUGUGGGUGGUGGACAGCGCAGACAGACUCAGACUGGAGGACUGCAGACAGGAGCUCAGUGCACUGUUAAUGGAGGAGAGGUUAGCUGGCGCAACGCUGCUGGUGUUUGCCAACAAACAGGAUUUGCCAGGAGCCCUGUCGAAAGAGGCCAUACGAGAGGCGCUGGCCCUGAAUGAGAUCAAAAGUCAUCACUGGUGCAUCAUCGGCUGCAGCGCAGUCACAGGAGACAACUUGUUAGCUGGAGUGGACUGGCUGUUGGAUGAUAUCGCUGCAAGGAUCUUCACCACCGACUGACAUUCAGCCUCUUUGUUGGACCACGCUGAUCGAAAUAGAGCUCAAAUGUCUUUGUUCCAUCAGCGGUUUGUCACCAGACAAGGGUCCAACCUGGUUUAUAUAUAUACACACACACACACACACACACACACACACAUUUGUAUUAUAUAUUGACAGUUGAAUGAUGUAGAUAGGAAACUGAACACACUGAAACCUAAAUUAAGUUUGUUUAGUCUGCAAUGCCAGACAUUAACCUUGUUCUUACACAUUUAAUGCUGAUUGAAUAAAAAGUGAAAGCUG
Messenger RNA from Cyclopterus lumpus (lumpfish), 979 nucleotides. It is a transcript of the gene arl2, whose product is annotated as ADP-ribosylation factor-like 2. Gene Ontology annotation, cellular component: cytoplasm; microtubule cytoskeleton. Lineage: Eukaryota; Metazoa; Chordata; Actinopteri; Perciformes; Cyclopteridae. Gene Ontology annotation, molecular function: GTPase activity; GTP binding. Gene Ontology annotation, biological process: protein folding. The record is from RefSeq and is a predicted model, not a curated record. The coding region runs from base 146 to 700 and encodes 184 amino acids. The transcript is spliced from 5 exons.